This is a messenger RNA of Miscanthus lutarioriparius, 489 nucleotides long. The record is from the annotation of a GenBank genome assembly. Lineage: Eukaryota; Viridiplantae; Streptophyta; Magnoliopsida; Poales; Poaceae.
AUGUACUCAUGGCCUCAUAGGUGUACGGGUCUUAAGACUGCAAGGAAGAAAUUUGAGAGAAUAUUGUGUCCACAUGCUUUCUCGAGUUGCAGCAGGCCAGCAGCCACCGAGGACUGGUCGGUGAAGGUGAACGUUCCUAUGACCAAGAAGACCUACUGCAAGAACAAGGAGUGCAGGAAGCACACUCUCCAAAAGGUUACUCAGUACAAGAAGGGUAAGGAUAGCCUGUCUGCUCAGGGAAAGCGCCGUUAUGACCGCAAGCAGUCAGGAUAUGGUGGUCAGACCAAGCCCGUCUUCCACAAGAAGGCCAAGACCACCAAGAAGAUUGUGCUGAAGCUGCAGUGCCAGAGCUGCAAGCACUACUCGCAGCACCCGAUCAAGGCACUGUCUCAUUUCUCUUGGGCUGAACAUGUUGUUGAACCAAGUAUUUCUGUCUGUGUUUGCUCACUCUUUUCUGCUUUCUUUGUCACAGAGAUGCAAGCAUUUUGA